UGGAGACCCCCCUCUAGUUCUCUUUUUGUUGAGUUGUUGGUAAAUGAAGCCAAAAUAAAGUAUAAUAAGACAGAGAAGAACUUUAACAUACCCAAAAGUCCACAUUACUGUUCAGUAUCAGAUCAUAAGCUCCAGAUUACUGAACCAUUAAUACCUCCAUGACCAGUGCUGCAGGAAGUGCAUGGCAAGGAAAACCUUGAUCAUGGAGUUGAAUCAUUUGCAUGGUGACAGUGGGGCACGUUCGGGUGCUGCUACUGUAUUCCAGCAUGCAAGCUAAAGCCUGCCCUUCACUGGGAGGACCCGGGGGGCCCCUGUGUCCACCCCUGCUCCUUGAGAAGUCCCCAUCAAUGCUUCCUUCCUCCCCAAUCCAUCCAACACGCAGCCAUCAUCAUGCUCGGGGUCGAACUACUGCACCAGUGCUGGCGCAUGCACGAUCCUCUAGGGUUGAAUUUUCAUACGACAGACGUCAUUUCUUGUCUCUAUAAACUGGUCGUGCAUGGCUCAUAAAAAGGGUGGAAGGAAAUGGCGAAGCUAGUGUAGCUGUGAGUAUGUGUUGUCCUCCAUGAGAGAAACACUGAGGUAUUUGCUAGGCUUAGCAGGGCCAAGCGGGUUUGGAUCCAGUGUCACUGCUGAGCAAGUCUCACAAGACAUUUACUCUUCAAACCCUCGCAAUCUCACCGCGAUCAUCACCGGAGCAACCUCAGGCAUCGGGGCAGAAACUGCAAGAGUGCUCGCGAAGAGAGGUCUGAAGCUGGUCAUCCCUGCGAGGGACCUCAAGAGAGCUGCUGAGGUCAAAGCAUGGAUCCAAGAGGAAACUCCAGACGCAGAGAUUUUUCUGAUGGAGAUGGAUCUCAGCUCAUUUGCUUCCAUCCAGAGAUUUUGCUCCGCUUUUUUGUCACUUCGAUUGCCGCUCAACAUCCUCAUAAACAAUGCUGGGAAAUACUGCAAGAAGCUUCAGUUCACCAAGGACAAGUUUGAGAUGACCUUCGCUACAAACUAUUUAGGUCAUUAUCUACUUACUGAAAAUUUGCUGGAAAGAAUGAUUGAGACAUCAGAAAGAACAGGAACCGAAGGGAGGAUUAUUAAUGUGUCAUCAGUGAUCCACACUUGGGUGAAAAGGAAAAGAUUCAAGUUCUCUGACAUGCUAAAUCCGGAGGAAUACAAUGGCACAGUAGCUUAUGCACAGUCCAAAUUGGCAAACAUUCUGCAUGCCAAAGAAAUUGCUAGAAGAUUGAGAGAAAGAAAUGCAAAGUUAACAAUCAACGCAUUGCAUCCAGGGAUAGUGAAAACUGGAAUCAUAAGAGAUCACAAAGGCUUGAUUACAGAUUCAAUGUUCUUCCUUGCAGCAAGGCUACUAAAAUCAACACCACAGGGAGCAGCAACAACUUGCUACGUUGCUUUGAGCCCUCAAUUAGUUGGUGUCUCAGGAAAAUAUUUUGCCGACUGUAAUGAGAGUUCUUGCUCAAAUCUAGCAAACAACGAGAUUGCAGCUCAGAUUCUGUGGCGCAAAUCGCACUCACUGGUUCUAAAUCAUGUGUUGCAGAUGAAAAAAGAGACUUAAAUGAAGCAAGUAUUGAUGGCUGUUUUGCAAGUCUUUUUUUCGUACCUGGUAUAUAUAUAUUAAAUGCAACAAGAGUUAUUUUGUAAGUGCUAAAUUUUGAUGGAAAAAAACAGAGAGAGUUUCCUCAAAUAAAACAUCUAAAAGAUUAUA
Messenger RNA from Zingiber officinale, 1711 nucleotides. Its product is annotated as short-chain dehydrogenase TIC 32 B, chloroplastic-like. NCBI's taxonomy places the organism in Eukaryota, Viridiplantae, Streptophyta, Magnoliopsida, Zingiberales, Zingiberaceae. The record is from RefSeq and is a predicted model, not a curated record. The coding region runs from base 563 to 1561 and encodes 332 amino acids. The transcript has 8 exons.